Molecule: messenger RNA, 1029 nt
Organism: Trichoderma virens Gv29-8
Lineage: Eukaryota; Fungi; Ascomycota; Sordariomycetes; Hypocreales; Hypocreaceae
Exons: 1
Coding region: 1-1029 (342 amino acids)
Source: RefSeq, a predicted model, not a curated record
AUGGCGACACCCUCAUCCCGUCCUCCCGUCUUCGUCACCCUCUCGGCUCUCGAUGCCGGCCACCUCUCCCUCCCAGAGCACAUGUUCGUCAGCGACGCAGAACCAGGAAAGAAGACUCUCGUCCCCUCUCUCUCAUUCCUCAUCCGCCACGCAUCACCCGAUGGCAGCAUCACCAACCUCGUCUUCGACCUCGGCGUCAAGCGCGACUUGAACUACACGCCCGCCCAGCAGAAAGACCUCGACAUCUGGCAGCCGCUCAUCACGGAUACCGACUGCGCUCAGAGUCUGCGCAACGGAGUCGCUGAUGCUGGCGCCGCAAGCAACGGCGUGCUCCUCGACCCGACCAAGGACAUCGACUACAUCAUCAUCAGCCACGCUCACUGGGACCACACCGGCACGCCGUCCGACUUCCCCACGGCGACGUUUGCUGUGGGAUCUGGAACCCUGGAUCUCUUCAAGAACGGCGCUGGGCCGGCGUAUCCAUCAGAUCUCUUCGAGGACGACGAGCUGCCCGCUCUUCGCACCGUCGAAUUCCCUCCCGUUUCACGCAUAGGCGUCUACGGAAACGAACCCUACGCACCAAAGCAUACGCCAUUACCAUCAAAUACCCAGGCUAAGCCUCCUGCAGCCGCUGCUUCAUGGUCCUGGAAGCCGUUUGGCGACCUGGCCAACACGCUCGAUUUCUUUGGUGACGGCAGCCUCUAUGUCGUUGAUACGCCAGGCCACAUUUACGCCCACGUGAACCUGCUUGCUCGGCUUGGGGAACGAAGAUGGGCCUAUCUCGCCGCAGACUGCUGUCACGAUAGACGGUUAGUAUCUGGCGAAAAGGAGAUUGGACUGUACGACGAUGGCCACGGCGGACUAAGGAGCAUCCACACCGACACGGCAGAGGCACGCAGGUCUCUCGAUAGGGUGAUUGCGUUUGUGAAGAAUCAGGGUGCCGAGGGGAAUGAGGUGGAGCUUAUUCUUGCACACGAUCCUGUGUGGCGGAAAGAGAACGCGCACGCCUGCUGGCCAGGUAAGGUGUAA